CUUCAAAGUGUGUGCUCUUUCUCAAAAACCAUUUCUCUCUUCUCCUUCUUAAUUCCAACCAAUCAACAUUUGCCAUAUACAAUGGGAAGUGACAAAACAAUAAAAAUGAAGAUAACUGUAAACAAAUCAUCAAUAAUCAAACCUUCAAAAACCACCCCUACACAACAACUAUGGACAUCCAACCUAGACCUCGUUGUCGGUCGAAUUCAUAUUCUUACCGUUUAUUUCUACAGGAAACCCAAUGGCGGGUCCUCCUCAAGUUUUUUCGACCCGAAUGUAAUGAAAAAGUCGUUAGCUGAUGUGCUUGUCUCGUUUUAUCCAAUGGCGGGGCGAUUAGGUAGAGACGAAAAUGGCAGAAUUGCAAUUGAUUGUAAUAAUGAAGGUGUUCUGUUUGUUGAAGCUGAGUCAGAUUCUACCUUGGAUGACUUGGGCGAGUUUACGCCUUCGCCUGAAUAUCGUGACCUUACGCCAACCGUUGACUAUUCCGCCGAUAUUUCCUCAUAUCCCUUAUUUUUCGCACAGGUAACUCGUUUCAAAUGUGGAGGUGUUGCACUAGGUUGUGGUGUGUUUCAUACACUAUCUGAUGGUCUAUCUUCGCUUCAUUUUAUAAACACAUGGUCUGAUAUGGCUCGUGGGCUCUCCGUAGCCAUCCCACCUUUCAUUGAACGAACAUUGUUAAAGGCCCGUGACCCGCCUACCCCAACCCAUGACCAUGUUGAGUACCACUCACCUCCUUCCAUGGAUAUUCAAAAAGCCGGUUCUGUUUCUAAAUCGUCCACCACCAUGCUAAAACUCACACUAGAUCAACUCAAUGCUCUUAAAGCUAAAGCCAAUAGUCAGGGUGGGCCAAACCAUAGCACAUAUGAGAUUCUAGCAGCUCACAUAUGGCGUUGUGCAUGCAAAGCUCGAGGGCUCCCAGAUGACCAAUUGACCAAAUUAUAUGUAGCCACAGAUGGACGGUCUAGAUUGAGUCCUCAUCUUCCACCUGGCUACCUCGGGAACGUGGUCUUUACAGCCACCCCGGUUGCCAAAUCAGGCACUCUUACAUCAGGAUCAUUGUCGAACACUGCAAAACUGAUUCACUUAACAUUAAAAAAAAUGGACAAUGAUUAUUUGAGAUCGGCUAUUGAUUACUUGGAAGUACAACCUGACCUAUCGGCUCUAAUUCGUGGACCAAGUUACUUUGCUAGCCCGAACCUAAACAUAAACGCUUGGACAAGACUACCUGUGCAUGAUGCAGAUUUUGGGUAUGGACGUCCGGUUUUUAUGGGGCCCGCAUGCAUACUGUAUGAGGGAACCAUAUAUGUUUUACCAAGCCCAAACAACGAUAGAAGUAUGUCAUUGGCAGUGUGCUUAGAUGCAAGUGAACAAUCACUUUUUGAGAAGUUUUUGUAUGACAUCUAAUGCGUUGAAGUUUGAACCCAAACAAAUAGUGGCCAAUUUGUUUAUGUUCUUUUUUGGUCUCAAUUUCUUUGUUACUUUGUAGUUUGUAAUAAUAAACUGUGAUUGCAGCCCAUGAUGAAUGAGAGUUUUGUACAUUUAAAA
Erigeron canadensis is the source of this 1545-nucleotide messenger RNA. RefSeq names its product shikimate O-hydroxycinnamoyltransferase-like. The record is from RefSeq and is a predicted model, not a curated record. The transcript is spliced from 2 exons. NCBI's taxonomy places the organism in Eukaryota, Viridiplantae, Streptophyta, Magnoliopsida, Asterales, Asteraceae. Bases 82 to 1404 code for a protein of 440 amino acids. Gene Ontology annotation, molecular function: acyltransferase activity, transferring groups other than amino-acyl groups.